Penicillium angulare is the source of this 480-nucleotide messenger RNA. RefSeq names its product MGMT family protein. The transcript has a single exon. Lineage: Eukaryota; Fungi; Ascomycota; Eurotiomycetes; Eurotiales; Aspergillaceae. Bases 1 to 480 code for a protein of 159 amino acids. Gene Ontology annotation, molecular function: methylated-DNA-[protein]-cysteine S-methyltransferase activity. Gene Ontology annotation, biological process: DNA repair. The record is from RefSeq and is a predicted model, not a curated record.
AUGAACACCCUUUCACCACAAAAAGAAUCAACCUCACCCUCAAAACCAACACCACCAGAACCCAAAACACCCUCAAAGAUAAAACAAAAAGAAUCUCAAAUUCAACAAAAAUACCUCCACCGCAUAUCAACCCACCCAACCCUAACCCCCUACCGCCGCCGCGUCUACCGAACCCUCCUUUCCGUCCCACCAGGCCGCUGGACAACCUACUCCGCCAUGGCAAAGUAUCUCAAUUCCAGCGCUCGAGCAGUCGGAAACGCCAUGCGCACUAAUCCCUUUGCGCCGGAGGUGCCGUGUCAUCGGGUUCUUGCUGCGGAUGGGUUUUUAGGUGGGUAUAAAGGGGAGUGGAAGGUUGAUGGGACUUUUCGGGAUGAGAAGAGGGUGCGGCUUAGAGAUGAGGGGGUGGUUUUUGAGGAGGGGCGAGCUAGGGGGGAUUGUUUUAUGGAGUUUCAGGAGUUGGGGGUGAAAGUGAAGAGGUGA